AUGGCUCCAUGCGAGCUCGUGUCCUAUCAUGCAAAUCACCAUUGGGUGGAGUCACCUUUGGCGCUGACAGAAAGCAUGGUGAUGCAGCAAGGGAGUGCUGAGACGCCGCAAGGGAGCAGCAGCGGGAGUGUCGUCGUGGACAUGAGCGGGCAAUGUCACGCCGUGGACGAGCCUUCUCAACCAUGGGCGUUUCUUCAUCAAGUGGAGUCGACUUCUGCUCCCCUCCCUCCACUCACCCUCGCAGCAGCCUCCGCUGCUCUUCCCCCUGCACGUCCCCCACUUGUUCCCCUGCCGUUCCUCACGCUCCCUCCGCUGUCUCCCCCACUCAAGCCGCCCCUCACGCCCCACUCCUUCACACUCCCCCCGUCGCGCGCCCCACUCGCUCAACCACUCUCCCUCACACGCCACCCCCCCCCCUCCUCUGCUGCGCCGCCCGCUCGCUCGCUCCGCGGAACCGUCCGGCGGCUGCUCCAGCGCUGCCAGCUGUCGGAUGACGUGGCACUGCAGGCGCUGGAGGGGCGGCUGCAGCUGCUGGACGCGCACAGGGCGCUCAGCAGAGUGCGUUGCCAGCAGUUCGUGACAGUGUUUGAAGGGCCACACAGGGGGACUGCGCUUGAGGCAUCUCAGGGAGCAACUGCGGCUGAGUCGACGCACAGCGUGCGGUGCCAGCAGUUCGUGACGGCGUUCGAGGGGCCCCAUAGAGUGGCGGCGUUUGAGGGCUCUCAGAGGGUGACAGCGUUUGAGGGAGCACACAGGGAGCUCACCUCAGAGUCAUGGGGUGAUGAUGCUGCUGCUGCUGCUGCUGAUGGUGCUGAUGGUGCUGUCAUGGGAGCCGUGCCCGUGGCUCUUGAGGUGCGAGACCCAGGUGCUGGAGGGCGGACUGAGGCAGAUUUCGCCGACGAGGAUUCCAGCGAUGGGGAUUCCACUGGAGCGGGGCAGUGCACGCCGCAUGCGCUUUCUCUUCCCACACUCGCCCUCCCCCCCUCCCUUCUGUGUGUUGUUGUAGCUAGGGGGUUGUAG
Molecule: messenger RNA, 1020 nt
Organism: Closterium sp. Naga37s-1
Lineage: Eukaryota; Viridiplantae; Streptophyta; Zygnematophyceae; Desmidiales; Closteriaceae
Source: the annotation of a GenBank genome assembly